Fusarium poae is the source of this 258-nucleotide messenger RNA. RefSeq lists its product as uncharacterized. The coding region runs from base 1 to 258 and encodes 85 amino acids. The record is from RefSeq and is a predicted model, not a curated record. Gene Ontology annotation, biological process: mitochondrial electron transport, ubiquinol to cytochrome c. The transcript is spliced from 5 exons. NCBI's taxonomy places the organism in Eukaryota, Fungi, Ascomycota, Sordariomycetes, Hypocreales, Nectriaceae.
AUGGUGGUUAAAGUGGGACUCGGGAUAUCUGGCCCAGCCUGCCAAUCACAGCGAAGGCCUUCGCCAACACCCUCUACAGGCAAGAGCCUUUUCUCCACCAACUACCUGAUGCUCGCGACCGUUUUCUCUGCCGGCUUCGCUUGGGAGAUCGGCUUCAACAACGUUAUGGACAAGGUCUGGGACAACAACAACCGAGGCCGACAAUGGAAGGACAUUCGACACAAGUUCAUUGAGGGUGGCGAUGAGGACGAGGAAUAA